AUGUGUUCGUGGAUCGGUUCUGCUCGCCGGUUCUUCUCAACAUCCUCUUUCAAAUUUCAGGGUCUUGAUGCCUGGAUAGCGUCCCCAAAAUCACUUGUACUCACCGACACUUUUCAUUCCAAUCACCUUUCAGACCUUUACAUUACUCUGCCCACUCGCGACGGCACCCGUGGCCCUUUUGCACCCCCUGCAGAAGGUACACCUCUCGCAUAUGGACACCAUCUUGCCUUCUUCCACCCGCGCAAUCCUGAGGCCUUACUUCGCACCGAUGGGACCGACGCAGACUUCUGUCCUCCUGAACCAUUCACACGCCGCAUGUGGGCGGGCGGUACCAUGACCUGGAACAAGGGUGCAGAGUUGAAGGUGGGAGAGAAAGCCACUGCAGUGUCUACUGUGUCCAAGGUCGAAAAGAAAGGAUUUGAGGUUGGAAAACCGAUGAUAUUCGUCAAACAGAGAAUUGAGGUGACUGUGCAAGGACGAAACGAGCCCGGGAUGGUGGAGGAACGAUCACAUGUCUACCAAGCAUCUGUAGCUAGCACAGGGAGUCGUGUACCCCUGAAUGAUCUUCCCAAGUCUGAGUUUUCGUUCUCGUAUACCCCGAGCCUGACGACGCUAUUCCGUUUUUCUGCUCUCACAUUCAAUGGACACCAUAUACACUUGGAUAAGGAUUAUGCGCAGAAAGUUGAGGGAUACCCAGAAAGACUCGUCCAUGGGCCCCUGACGGCCCUUAUGCUUCUAGAGAGUCUCAUUUACUACCGCCCAGGGGCUCAGCUGCGCAACUUCACCUAUCGCGCACACAAUCCAAUUUUUGUGAAUUCUGCCGCAACGAUACAUGGUGCCAUUGUGGCGAAGGACAAAGCGGAGUUGUGGUGCGAAAACGACGAAGGGGUUGUUGGCAUGACUGGCGUUGUUCAGUUUGACGAAUAG
Messenger RNA from Suillus clintonianus, 927 nucleotides. RefSeq lists its product as uncharacterized. The record is from RefSeq and is a predicted model, not a curated record. The coding region runs from base 1 to 927 and encodes 308 amino acids. Gene Ontology annotation, cellular component: mitochondrion. The transcript is spliced from 3 exons. NCBI's taxonomy places the organism in Eukaryota, Fungi, Basidiomycota, Agaricomycetes, Boletales, Suillaceae. Gene Ontology annotation, molecular function: (3R)-hydroxyacyl-[acyl-carrier-protein] dehydratase activity.